This is a messenger RNA of Cladocopium goreaui, 549 nucleotides long. The record is from the annotation of a GenBank genome assembly. Lineage: Eukaryota; Dinophyceae; Suessiales; Symbiodiniaceae.
AUGAAGAUCACACAUUUGCCAGGCUACUUUGUUCAGAGGCAAUCCUUGAAGGUCGUCUUCCACCUCCUGGUCGGACCCCAAGAGUUUGGUACAAAGUUACAAAGGAAGAUGGACGCGGGCCUUUGUGAGCUUAUGCCGGCAGACAGAGAGCUAUGGCGGCUGCUAGCACAGGCGAAGCGAUCAGACUAUGAGCUUUGCAUCGUCCUCACGAAGGCUGACAACAGUGUACCUUCGCAGCUUGAACGAUUUGCCAACAUUGUUCGAGAAGCGUUGCGGCGGGAAGGCUCCGACUUGGCAGUUCGAGCAAAAAUUUUUGCUUGCAGCGCUGUGAGCAAAUUGGGCAAAGACACAUUGUGGCGCAAAAUCUGGUCUGCCGUGGGUGGUGAAGCAUCCACCAUUGAAGACCUUGGUGAGGGCCCAGACAACGCUGAAAGAUAUCGUAAGACGGAGUUUGGCUGGGAUGAGCCUGGAGUGUCAAAAAGCUGAUGCAAAAGUUCAUCACAGCAGCGAGCAUUUGAUCUCCACCAAGAAAAGCAGCUGCCAAACGGG